Molecule: messenger RNA, 2837 nt
Organism: Cajanus cajan (pigeon pea)
Lineage: Eukaryota; Viridiplantae; Streptophyta; Magnoliopsida; Fabales; Fabaceae
Source: RefSeq, a predicted model, not a curated record
UCUUUCCUUCAGUUAGGUUCAGUUCAUCUUUAUCAACUGCACAAAGAAGGAGAAUUAUCUUUGCUUUCUGCUGCCAUUUUCUCCCUACAACUCAAACCAAUUCCACCUUUAGUACCCCCCAUUUAAUCAUUUUUCGUCCUCUUACAUACCAGCCUGUUUGUCUGCCACACUAACACUUCCUAGCUACUUCCCAAAAGUCCUUCCACUAAUUCUCUAACCCCCCAAGCACCAAACUGAUCAAAAGAUUUGGUGAACAAAACAAACAAGUUGUAGUUGGUAACCAUAUCCCUUCACUGUUUGCCUCUUCCCCUCUAUCCUCUUUUUCUACUCCAUGAACUUGUAGUUGCAAGCCAAUAUGUUGUAUUACCUACGGGAAACAUGAGCCUUAACUUCCAAAAUCUCCAUUUGUGGUGGAGAAUCACAUCCUUCCUUCUCCUACUUCUUCAAUCUGCUAAAUCUCUCAACUCUGAUGGUAUUCUUUUGCUUAAAUUCAAAUACUCCAUCCUCAGUGACCCACUAUCAGUCCUAGAGAGCUGGAACUACGAUGAUGUGACUCCAUGUUCAUGGCAUGGUGUUACAUGCACCGAAAUUGGACCACCUGGUUCCCCUGGCUUGUUCAGAGUAACUAGUUUGGCCCUUCCCAAUAGCCAACUUUUGGGUUCCAUUUCUAAAGACUUAGGCAUGAUUCAACACCUUCGCCAAAUCGAUCUCUCCAACAAUUUCCUCAACGGCUCUCUCCCCAACACUAUCUUCAACUCUUCCCAACUUCAAGUGCUUUCCCUCUCAAACAAUGUCAUCUCAGGUGAACUACCUGAGCUGGUUGGUAACCUCACAAACCUUAAACUUCUCAACCUCUCAGACAACGCCUUUGCCGGGUUGAUCCCAGAAAAGCUUCCUACUUUACCAAACUUAACCGUUGUUUCAUUGAAGAGUAACUACUUUUCUGGCAGUGUCCCAACCGGGUUCAACCAUGUAGAGAUUUUGGAUUUGUCCUCCAACUUGCUCAACGGUUCUCUGCCAAAUGACUUUGGAGGCGAAAACUUGCGCUACUUGAACCUCUCCUACAACAAGAUUUCGGGAACAAUACCUCUAGCAUUUGCAAAACAGAUUUCUGGAAACACAACAGUGGAUCUCUCAUUCAACAAUCUAACGGGACCAAUACCAGGGUCUGAGGCUUUGCUCAACCAGAAGACAGAGUUUCUAUCAGGGAAUGCUGAUCUCUGUGGUAAGCCUCUGAAGCUUCUUUGCACUGUUCCCUCUACUGCAUCCACUGCUCCACUCAACGGCACCACAUCUUCACCAGCAAUUGCAGUCAUGCCAAAAACAAUUGACACAACACCUUCAACAAACACAACAGGAACCACCACCCAGAAUGUCUCACCAAGUGGCCUAAAACCUUCCACCAUAGCAGCCAUUGUGGUAGGAGACUUAGCUGGCAUGGCCCUUUUGGCCCUCAUCAUUCUCUUCAUCUACCAACACAGGGAAAAAAGAUACACAAAUCCAAAACCAAACAUGAAUGCUUCUGUUUCCAGCAACUCAGAAAAGAAAGAGGAAACUGUUUCAAGACAAGUGGUAGAUGUGAGAACAGUAACACUAACACCUUCUCUUCCGUGUUCCUGCUUAACAAUCAAAGAAGAAGAAACUUCAGAGGCAACAAGCUCCGACAGUGACCGCGAGAGCAACACUGCGGUGGACAUCAUCGGCGCACAAAACGGGAACACUCUUGUAAUCGUCGACGGUGAAACGAACCUGGAGCUAAAGACUUUGCUCAAGGCUUCAGCGUAUAUUUUGGGAAACAGCCACGUCAGCAUUGUUUACAAGGCGGUGCUGGAGGAUGGGAGAGCCUUUGCCGUUAGAAGGAUCGGUGAGUGUAAGAUUCAAAGAAUGAAGGAGUUCGAGAACCAAGUGCGUGCCAUUGCAAAGCUUCGCCACCCCAAUUUGGUUAAGCUUCGUGGCUUCUGCUGGGGUCAAGAUGAUAAACUCCUAAUAUGUGACUAUGUUCCCAAUGGCAGCCUCGCUACCAUGGGUUACAGAAGAGGAGGUACAUGUUCUUUGAAAUUGUCCUUGGAGGGGCGAUUGAAGAUAGCAAAAGGGGUGGCACGAGGAUUGGCCUUCAUUCACGAGAAGAAACACGUGCAUGGCAACGUUAAACCGAGCAACAUUCUAUUAAACUCGGAAAUGGAAGCCGUGAUAAGCGAUUUUGGGGUGGACCGGCUCCUGUUGAAUGACGUCGCGAUCGCCCACAGAGCAAACGGUUCGGCAAGACAACAAGAGCUAACAUUGGGUUCAAGCCCCUACACGACAAUGGGCUCAUCGUCCAGUACGGUGGGCCUAAUGGCCUAUCAAGCACCAGAAACGUUUAAAAACAUCAAGGCCAGCAACAAAUGGGACGUGUACUCUUUCGGCGUGGUGUUGCUGGAGCUUCUAACUGGGAGGGUUUUGUUGGAGCGGGAGUUGGAACAGUGGCAUGAACCGGGUUCGGUGGAAGAGGAGAAGAACCGGGUGUUGAAGAUGGCUGACGUGGCAAUAAAGUGUGACAUGGAAACAAGAGAGAGUGUGUUAUUGGCAUGGUUCAAGUUGGGCCUCAGCUGUGCUUGUCCGGUCCCACAAAAGAGACCCUCCAUGAAAGAGGCUCUACAAAUCUUGGACAAGAUCCAUGCUGCUACCCUCAAUUAAUUCUUCUUUAUAAAUCAUAAGCCUCUAUUUUUAGCCUUUUCCUUCUUUUCUUGACCUUGUUAGAGACAAGUGUUUAAUUGUUUGUGCAUGCAUGCUAGUAACAAUGAUUAAUUGUAACAUUGAUCACCCAAUCCAAUCUAUAAUUAAGGUGCUUUUCGCCA